This is a messenger RNA of Necator americanus (New World hookworm), 447 nucleotides long. RefSeq lists its product as uncharacterized. Bases 1 to 447 code for a protein of 148 amino acids. Lineage: Eukaryota; Metazoa; Nematoda; Chromadorea; Rhabditida; Ancylostomatidae. The record is from RefSeq and is a predicted model, not a curated record. The transcript has 4 exons.
AUGAGAACUAUCGCAGCACUUCUGCUCGUCACCUUUUAUGUCUACGCUCAACAGCCACAAUUUGCACUUCCCAGGCUCCCAAAGGAACUACCACCAGGCUUCGCAGAGGUUCUUCCGCAAGAUGUGAUCAUGAGACUCCGAGCUGUACACGAAGAUCCUAAUUUGACGGCCGAACAACAACAUGAACAAAUCGAUCAGAUCAUGUCCUCACUUCCGGAGGAGCUGAUCGAGAAACUACCGCAACCACCCGGCUUCGAGAAUCUUCCACAGAGCACUCGUCAACAAUUGAAAGCCAUUCAUCACGACAAGACGAUCAACUGGCGUCAACGUCACGAGAAAAUCCGAGCUGUACUCGAAGCUGUACCACCUCAUCUUCGCCCACAAAUGCCACCUCCACCCCCACUUAGGGGAGCUAGAGCAUUCCGCGCCCCCAACUUUGUCAUCUAA